GUGCAAUCGAAGCGGGAAGACUCUACUUCGCCGAUCACGAAGUAUGAGGCCUUGACAGAUUCUCUUUCUGCUACACGUUUACAUUAUGGCGGACGAAACCAUGGACGAUACGCCACAACUCUCAGCGACCGAGUCAAGCGAAGAUGAAUUAGAUGAAGAACUCGUCGAGACCCUCAUCGCUGGCAGGGAGCGACGGAAGACUGCUGGUAAUCGCUAUGACAGGGAUAUGAUACUGGAAGAGGUGGCAAAUGUGGACGACCAAGACGAGGUCACUUUGUUAUUCGCGGACAAUGAAGAGGGGGAGGAUGAGGAAUUCAGAAGCGGUGAUGAGGAUGAGGAUGCAGACAUGUCCUCCAGCGAUGAUGACGAUCAAGGCCCCAAUGCUGCAACAGAUGACCUCGAAGGGGAGAAGGAGAUACAAAAGCAGGCCAAAGAGGAACGAGCGAAGAAACGGAAAGCAGAUCUGGCCCUUACAAGCGUCGCGGGCAUGAGGAAGAAACUCAAGACCGAUCCUACAAGGCCGAUUGUGGCAUCUGUGACACCGAAACCAUCAAAGAAGAAAGAGCGGGUUACAUGGGUCCAUCAUCACGAUUCCGGUCGAAGUUCUCUGCGCAAACAGACGAUCGCCCAUCGAGCUGAAACCAUUGCCCGAUUGAAGGAGAGCGAGGCCCAAAGCAAAAAAAUGAAAGCGCUCAAGGAACAACGGGAAAAGGAAAAAGCAAGAGAUGCACCCAAAGAACUCACGCAGGCUGAUCGGCUGGCUGAAGCUGCAAGGGUCGAGCGACAAAAUGCUAAGAGCCUCAACCGUUGGGAGGCGAUGGAGAAGAAGAGACAAGAGGAGCUAGCAAUAAAACUCGCAGCUCUCAAGGACAGGAAACUGGAAGGUCCAGUCCUCACUUGGUUAAGUGCUAAGGCCAAAUGGGUAGGGCCGAGACUGAACAAAAUCGGUACAAGAGACGCUACACACUUCGGCGAAGGAGAAAAAGAGACGAAGAAACGUGGAAGGAAGUCGAAAGCGUACCUCGAGCAAUUAGCUGCAGAAAAGAAUGCAGAUUCAAAGGGAGCCGGAGCAGUACAAACAAGUACUGCGAUAGCGGACCAGGUACCACUCCCCAUAUCGGACCAUUCGAAUGACCCCACCCAGGAAACGGCAAUUAUCACCACUAUUGCUCCUAUCUCGGAUGGUGCACAGCCGCAAACAACGCCCACUGCACCGCAGGACCAGGAAGACACUUUCUUGAAAGGGAUACAUGAGUAUGCUAAUAUGCAAACGGACGGCAUCCCAACGGAGAGCGGACGAGUCAGCCCAGUUCCUCAAGUUCAAAAUGUGCAGCAAGAACCAGAAGAGCGUCCGGAACCACAGCAAAGUCCUACUUCUUCAGCGGAAAAGACUACGGAUCCUGUUGUCCAGGUUCAAAAGCCUUCUAGCGAGGCGUCGGAAAAUGUCGCAAUUAAACCUGAAGCACCCACCGAGAAGACGCAUCUGACCGAAUCUAUCAAGCUACCAGAGCAGUCACAGCUAGACAAAACCGCCGAAGAAGCAAAGAAGACGCAGCCGCCUGAGAAACCCGAGCAGAGAGAGCAGAUGCAGCCCUCUGAGGCCACAGGCCAAAUGCAACAGAUGCAGCCAGUAAGAGCCGUCGAGAGGCCCAAUGAGACAGAGAAUGCCCAGGCAACCACACAAAUAGAGCAGACGCCGUUGGCUGGAGUCAUCCCAACCCCGACAGUACCGGAGCCUCCACUGAUUGAAGAAGACUCGACGCGAAAUCUGGUCAUUUUGGACAAGUUCGAGGAGCUUUCCAGCGAAGCCCGGCAGGAGUACUCCCUAUUUUACAACAAUCGCAAGACAGCCAAACCUGUGAAGCACAUUCAAGAGCUGUGUUCCAUCACAAUGUUGCCUGUUCGAUACCGAGAUCGCGGCACGGGGAUCGGGUUUGCCACUGCAGGUGCAUACAAGAAGCUUCAAGAACUGAAGGAGCACAAGUUUGUAUGGAGCAGCAUGCUCGGCUGCUAUGUAGGUCGAGAGGGAGGCGCGGUAGCCCGGGGAGUGCCAGAAGGAUGGGGUUGAAGUUGUCCUCGUCUGUGAAAGAGCAAAAGAGCAUUAUAAGAGUGGAUAGUCCCACCUGCAGGAAUGAACCAGCACCGUUGUUUGACACCAAAUGCAAAUUCCUCUUGCGCUGAUGAUGGAAUAAUAAGAUGGAGGAGGGAAGAAGGGGCUAUGCUACUACGAGUA
Cladophialophora immunda is the source of this 2233-nucleotide messenger RNA. RefSeq lists its product as uncharacterized. Bases 86 to 2068 code for a protein of 660 amino acids. The transcript has a single exon. Gene Ontology annotation, molecular function: ATP-dependent H2AZ histone chaperone activity. The record is from RefSeq and is a predicted model, not a curated record. Lineage: Eukaryota; Fungi; Ascomycota; Eurotiomycetes; Chaetothyriales; Herpotrichiellaceae. Gene Ontology annotation, cellular component: nucleus. Gene Ontology annotation, biological process: chromatin remodeling; regulation of DNA-templated transcription.